AUGUCAUUAAACAUUCUACACUCUCAUUCAACUCUAUAUGGUCCUCCGUUCAGAGUAAACUUCCUAAGAAUAUAUUUAACUUCACUAUCCGGUAUAUAAAUAACACUCUUCCGACUCGCAAAAACCUUCUGAAAUGGGGAAUAUCACCAACAUCCGAAUGUUCGUUUUGUUUGAAUCCAGAAUCACUUCUUCACGUCGUCGCUGGAUGCAAGACCUACCUAAAUGAAGGACGUUUCACGUGGCGUCAUGAUUCGGUGCUUAACUUCAUAGCAUCCAUACUUAAAUCUGUGAACCAUUGCAACCUUUAUGCUGACCUUCCUGGCUAUAUCAGUCCAUCUGUUAUCACCGGAGAUGAAUUGCGCCCUGAUCUUUUAAUAACACUUGAAAACAAAUGUAUUUAUAUACUUGAACUUACCGUCGGAUUUGAAUCUAAUCUCCUCACUAAUGCAACUCGAAAAAGACAAAAAUAUCAAGAUCUAAUUAACGAACAGCUCAAAAAUUAUGAAAAAGUAAAAUUUGUAAAUUUAUCGAUUAGCUCAUUAGGAGUUUUCAGCCACCCGUCGCUAGAUUUCACCGAAAUGCUGAAGGAUCUAAAGUUUGAUGAACAAUGUAGAAAGUACUAUGUUCGGAAAAUUAUUAACAUAUGUAUCAGGUCCUCGUAUUAUCUAUUCUGUAAGCGUAACAAAGAAUGGGAUAACCCACAACUAAUGUCAUACUAA
Paramuricea clavata is the source of this 719-nucleotide messenger RNA. The record is from the annotation of a GenBank genome assembly. Lineage: Eukaryota; Metazoa; Cnidaria; Anthozoa; Malacalcyonacea; Plexauridae.